UCGAGCGUGUAUACGGACUAGAAGUUUCGUUCGAGCCUCACUUGUUUACAACUUGUUAGCAGCUUGUCAGCAAUUUAGGCGGCGAGGGUUUCCAUCGCGGUAGCGAUUUUUUUGACGCUUAUUCGUCGUCUGUACAGUUUGCCGCCUGUUUUCUUUUUGUAGGCAGCGAAUCUUUUUGUAAACAUCACGGAAUCGACAGGAAUUUUCUUGUUUUGGUAACACUCUCUUUCGUUAAGUCAACAUGUCUUCCAAAUCGAGAGAUGCUUCAAACGCGGACGACCUCGUGGAACUUCUGAAAAACAAAUCAGGAGAUGCCGAACAAGARCUAUCACAGUUUGGAGGAUUAAAGAGUAUYGUMCAUAGUUUAAAAACAUCGACUUCAAAGGGRCUUAUAGCAACGUCUAGUUUACUGAAGGAGAAAGAAAGAAGAUAUGGCGCCAAUCAACUUUACAAACAAGAUCCAGUCAAGGGUUUUUGUCACUACUUGGUUUACUCAUUUCUCGAUGUAACACUGAUCAUUCUGUUGAUUGCAGCUAUAGCAUCAGUCGUWCUUGGYGCUGUUUACCCUGAGACAUGUCAAGGCAAAGCCAUCUCCCAAAACAACGACAACGCCUGGAAGGAGGGGGUUGGGAUCAUGGCUACAAUACUUGUUAUAGUCUUGAUAUCGGCCUUUAGUGAUUAUUACAGAAACAAACACUGGCAUAGAUUGCACACCAAGAAUGAAAGUGAACGAAAGAUCACGGUGAUUAGGAGCGGSAUUAGCAUGCAGAUUGGKUACAGACAAGUACGAGUUGGCGAUUUGGUGGUACUGGAGACUGGAAGUGUCAUCCCAGCUGAUGGAAUCCUUGUUGAGAAUACAGAAGUCAUCACUGAUGAGACAAGCAUCGGUCUUCAACCAAAUGUCGUCAAGAACAAAAAAGACGCAUUCGUCUUAACCAGUACUCAUGUAAUACAAGGCCAAGGAAAGAUGUUGGUGCUUGCAGUUGGCGAAAGAACGCGCGCUGGAAAAAUAGCAAGAGAAAACAAGCGAAAGAUMGCRACCAAUAAYUUAGAAAUGACAGGUCAAUCUCUGCAGGGUAAGCUAACCUUUGCAUCCUCUGUUCUUGGGAUCCUKGGAAUCGUGGUUGGGGUUAUUGUUAUGCUAGUUAUAUUAAUCAGCUUUCUGGUGAAGACGUACGAGGUUGAUAACAUCGCGUACGACCCUAGUCACUGGAAUGAUAUCAUUAAAGCCAUAAUCAUUGGUGUUGUGAUCAUCAUCGUUGCUGARCCUGAAGGGUUAUCACUAGCUGCAACCAUCACUAUGAUAUCAUCCAUGGGGUCCAUGCAGAACAAGAAUAUCUUUAUUCGUAAUCCAGACAUGUUAGAAACUAUGGGGAACGUCACBGCUAUGUGCGUCAAAAAACACGGCGUUCUUACAACCGUCAGCAAGUUUGUUAUGAGAGAAGAGAUAGUAGAAAGCUAUAUCGAUGGACAACAUUUCCGCGGCGACGCCAACGACUAUAAAGAUAAAAUAKCAGAAAAUAUUGCCAAUGAAGCAGCGGUUGGAAUAGCUGUAAACACAAGUUAUUCUACAAACUUUCAGUAUUCGGGUAAUGUUCCGCAAGUGGUCGGUGACAUCACUGAAGGUGCUCUCCUGGAAUUUGUCGAUGACUUGGACAUGAGCUACAGACUGAUAAGACGAAAAUAUCCAGAAGAAAACCACUUCAAAACCUUUCCCUUCGACCCCCAUUCCAAGUACAUGACAACAGUCAUCAAACUGGAUGACGACUAUUAUAAGAUAUUUACUAAAGGAGCGCCAGAGGUCAUCCUUCCAAGAUGUACAUCCAUUUUAACAAAAGAUGGUGUAAAAACCGCUGAGCCAGAGGAUAGAAAACUCAUCAAUGACGCCGUAAACUGCAUGGUCCGUAAGAGCCAACUGAAAGUCUUAUGCCUGGCACAGAGAACAAUAACAGAACCAAAAGGUGAAGACGCAUGGAGCAGCAAAGAAGUAGAGCAAGAUUACACUUURRUURCUAUCAUGGGUAUUGAAGGUACCAUGGGACAAGAACAGAGUGCAGAAACCCGCAUGAAUGUGGCUGCUGGAAAAUUACUUUCAAAAAAWCAAUUUGGAAUCCAAGUGAUGCUGCAGCAGUACCUAAAGACAGUUAAUGCAGAGCUUCUGGAGGACUUCAUCCGGGGUGUUGCAGUGAAUACCAGUUAUCUAUCAGACAUUAAGAAUGAAGGYGAAGACGGUCUCAGCCAACACGUAGGUGACCCACGCGAUUGCGCCCUGCUUCAAUUCCUGGUAAAUAUCGGAUGUGGUUACCAGUAUUACAGAGACGAAUAYCCUCGUCAGAAGCAUAUUGAAUACAAAAGCUUGGCUUCAGAAGACGAAAGCAAGCAGUACACGGCAACAGUCAUCAAAAUUCCUGAAGAACAUUGUUAUAAAGUGUACGUGAAAGGAGGCGUGAAUUUUGUGCUCUCACGCUCAAAKAGCUUCAUCCCAAACCACCCUGACGAGAAAAUGGAACUGGACGAUGUGGGCAAGAAGAGGAUUUUUGAUGAAUGUGUAGGACURCAGGAAAAAGAGAUGACAGUAGUAGCUUUCGCUGUUAAGGAAAUUAACUCAGACAAUGGUCCUCCAAACUGGAACAAYAGAGACGAAAUCUUGUCCGACUUGAAAUUUAUUGGCUACUUGGGUCUUGUUGAAGAAGAACGAGGAGAGAUAUCACAUGCAAUAUCAACCUUCCGUGAUGCUGGAAUGCGUAUUUCUUUGGUGACCGGAGGAAGCAUCCAAUCAUCGGGCGACCUUGCGAAAAAGAGCGGGAUUCUUAAUCCAUCCCGUGACUGGCCUCCUAGUAACGAAGGGAAAGGAAGUCCAUUUGGCUAUGAUUAUAAAGUCUUUGCCAAAGAAGUUACCAAUGAUAAGGGUGAUAUAAACCAGCAAAUGUUCGACAARCUGUGGCGUAAAGACGAGCUGCGAGUGCUGGCCAGCUGUCCCCCAGACCGCAGCCCAUUACUUAUCAAAGGAAUUAARGGAAGUUACGUCAAGGAAAGUGGCGAAGUUGUGGCAGCUGUUGCCUCUGGAGUGCACGAUGGGUCUUUCUUGAAAGAAGCUGAUGUUGGCAUCUCAUUGGGUGUWAGUGGAGCAAACGUUGCACAGGAGUCGUCAGAUAUCAUUCUCAAAGAAGAUAAAGUUCUUGGGCUUUUAGAAACGGUUAAAUAUGGCCGACAUAUCUACGAGACGGUACUCAAGUUUUUACAGUUUCARCUGACCGCUACUUGGGUGACGCUCAUCGUAAUGAUAGUUGGCGCCAUCUUGUUUCAGAAAAGCUUGUUUUCAGCUACACAGCUCCUGUGGCUUAACCUCAUAAUGGACGCCCUCGCUUCCAUUGCUUUGACUCGAGACCAGCCCACCGCGGACAUUUUACGUCACAGGCCAUAUGGACGAAACAAUCCCCUGAUAUCACGUGCCGUCCUACGUAACGUCAUCUUCCAUUCUCUGUACCAGAUUGCUGUUAUUUUCAUUCUUAUUUAUGUGUUCGCUGACUUUACUGAUACACGYUAUGGUUAUGGAAGCAUCUCKAUCUGUAARCCAAGUCAACACGCUACAAUGGUGUUUACMUCMUUUAUCUUGAUGCAGUUGUUUAAUGAAGUUAACUGCAGACGAGUGCAGGAUAGGAAUGUGUUCUUGUUCAAGGGGGAAAGAUUCAACUGUGCCUUCUUUAUCAUCCUAAUUCUUUCUUUUGGUAUCCAGAUCCUAAUGGUGUUUUUCUUCCAAGACGCCUUYCGCGUAAGGCAAAUGGACGCAGAACAGUGGUUGUGGUGUUUAUUCUUUGGUUUUUCCGAGCUGUUCUGGGGUCAAAUCGUCUUUACCAUUCCCAAGAAUAUCAUUCCAAGGCAAAUUCGUUGCUGCAGAAAGGGAGUKCCAUCACAAAAGACCGGCUGCUGCUUCUGUAUUCGAGGYGUACGCAGCAGAGACGAGAUCGAUGCUCCAACAGAAUUCUUUGGAAUUGCUAACCAACCAGCGUCUUCGAGGCCAAACGGCGUGCGAAACUCGGUCAAYCCAAUGCCAGGUCCGGUUUCCAUGUAAAUGUUUGAMUGCAGUUUCUUUUACAAGUAAACCCCCRUGCUAAUCAAGAGUUUCUAUUAGACAAGCCAUCAUCUGAGAAGAUGUAAACUAAUCGUAUCGUGCAAYUAAUGGAAAUUACUCUACCUUAGAUGAUAGAAUUUUUGUGGCAUACGAAAAGACGCCAUUUCUAAAAAUUAUUAUCUAAGACGAGAUGCACUUGCAAAUAUUUUUUUUCAAAAUAUUCAUACUAUUUUUUAUUAAAUUGGGAAAAAACUUAGAAAAAUGACUUCAAUGGAAGUGAUAACAUGCACUCAUACAUAGUCGAUAAGCUAAACCAAUAUACAUUAAAAAACAAUCUUAACUAUGACAAUGAAAAGGURCAUGGUGAACACCAUUCAUAAUGUAAGUAACGCAGCAAUAAACCAAUAAAAAGAAUCAAAGAUGAUUCAUGUCUAUUGUAUCAAUAACAUAUUCAAUAAACUCAAAUGUAGUCAA
Molecule: messenger RNA, 4546 nt
Organism: Exaiptasia diaphana
Lineage: Eukaryota; Metazoa; Cnidaria; Anthozoa; Actiniaria; Aiptasiidae
Product: plasma membrane calcium-transporting ATPase 4
Exons: 13
Coding region: 242-4072 (1276 amino acids)
Biological process (GO): regulation of cytosolic calcium ion concentration
Cellular component (GO): intracellular membrane-bounded organelle
Molecular function (GO): nucleotide binding; P-type calcium transporter activity
Source: RefSeq, a predicted model, not a curated record